Messenger RNA from Colletotrichum scovillei, 3889 nucleotides. RefSeq names its product ATP-dependent RNA helicase DBP3. Gene Ontology annotation, biological process: rRNA processing. NCBI's taxonomy places the organism in Eukaryota, Fungi, Ascomycota, Sordariomycetes, Glomerellales, Glomerellaceae. The coding region runs from base 99 to 1883 and encodes 594 amino acids. Gene Ontology annotation, molecular function: RNA helicase activity; ATP binding; RNA binding. The transcript has 3 exons. Gene Ontology annotation, cellular component: nucleolus. The record is from RefSeq and is a predicted model, not a curated record.
CCUGACCGAAAACCCCCCCCCCAAGAGUCUUUGCUUCUCACGGCAAAUUUCCCUACAAAUCAAUUGUUGCGUCAAUCCACGCUCCAAUCACCGCAACAAUGGCCGCCACGAAGCGCUCUCUUGCCGACACCGAGGCCGAGGCCAGUGUCACCAGCAAGAAGCAGAAGAAGGACCUCGCUGCGGGUGGCGACGUCGACAGCGAUGAGGCGGCGGAACUGAAGAAGCAGAGGAAGAAGGAAAAGAAGGAGAAGAAGGAGCGCAAGAAGGAAAAGAAGUCCAAGGUUGUUGAGGCCGAGGAUGAGGAGGCUCCGGCCGCUGCCACCGAGUCCAAGGAGGAGACUGAGGAGGACAAGGCCGAGAGGAAGAGACUCAAGAAGGAGAAGAAGGAGAAGAAGAGGAAAGAGAAGGAGGCCAAGGAGGCCGAGAGCAACGGCACAUCCGCAGCUCCCGCCGCUGCCGCUGCCGCCACCGCUUCCACUCCUACCGCCUCCAUCCUCGGUGGCUACGAGGAGGUCGCGGCGCUCAAGGCCCUGCCCCAAUCGGACCUCGACGCCUUCCUGGCCGCCGAGAACAUCACCGUCACCGACCCGAUAACAAGCAACGCCGCCCUCCGCUCCAUCCUCGAGUUCGCCCACCUCCCCAAGACCGACCUCGUCAAGAAGAACCCCUUUUCCGCCUACAAGAAGCCCACGCCGAUCCAGUCCGCCUCGUGGCCCUACACCCUCUCCCGCCGGGACGUCAUCGGCGUCGCCGAGACGGGCUCCGGAAAGACCAUGGCCUUUGCCCUGCCGCUCGUCGAGGGCAUCUCCAAGAUCAAGAAGCGCGGCAUCAAGGCCGUCGUCGUCUCCCCGACCCGCGAGCUGGCCAUGCAGACGCAGGAGCAGAUGGAGCACGUCUCCAGCCUGCUCGGCCUCAAGAGCAUCUGCAUCUACGGAGGCGCCUCCAAGGACGAGCAGCGCAACCUCCUCAACCGCGGCGCCGACGUCAUCGUCGCCACCCCCGGCCGCCUCAAGGAUUUCAUGCAGGACGGCACAAUCUCCCUCGGCCAGGUCAAGUUCGCCGUCCUCGACGAGGCCGACCGCAUGCUGGACAAGGGAUUCGAGGAGGACAUCAAGCUCAUCCUCGGCGACAUGCCGCCGCGCGAGCAGCGCCAGACGGUCAUGUUCACCGCCACCUGGCCCGCGUCGGUGCGCAAGCUCGCCGAGUCCUUCAUGGUCGACCCCGUCAAGAUCACCAUCGGCUCGAGCGGUAAGGAGACGGCCAACGGCGCCGUCGAGUUGCAGGCCAAUACGCGCAUCACGCAGCGCGUCGAGGUCGUCGACCCGCGCGCCAAGGAGCAGAGGCUGCUGCAGAUCCUGAAGCAGUGGCAGACGGGCGCCAAGAAGGACGACCGUAUCCUGGUGUUCUGCCUGUACAAGAAGGAGGCGACUCGCGUCGAGACCUUUUUGCAGCAGCGCGGCAUCCGCGUCGGUGGUAUCCACGGCGACCUGCGCCAGGAGCAGCGCACGAGGAGUUUGGAGGCUUUCAAGGCUGGUACCACGCCCGUGCUGGUCGCCACUGAUGUUGCUGCCCGUGGUUUGGAUAUUCCUGAGGUCAAGCUGGUUGUCAACGUGACUUUCCCCUUGACGAUUGAGGAUUACGUUCACAGAAUUGGACGUACUGGCCGUGCUGGCAAGACUGGCGAGGCGAUUACCCUGUUUACCGAGCACGACAAGGCGCACUCUGGAUCUUUGAUCAACAUCCUCAAGGGUGCCAAGCAGGAGGUCCCCGAUGAUCUCUUCAAGUUCGGUACGACCGUCAAGAAGAAGGCUCACAGCACCUACGGCGCCUUUUUCAAGGACGUCGACAUGACGAAGAAGGCGACCAAGAUUACGUUUGACUGAUUUGUUACUAUUUUUUGAUCUUUUUUUUGGCUUCUCGGGAGGAUUUCUACAUGUUCUGUUUACGCCCCGAGGUAAUUACGUCUACGCUGCUUUCGGCUUGCGUGCCGAGUUGUAACAUUGCAGGAGGAACCUGCGUUCGGCAAAGAGUCUGAGGUCAUGUUAGAUGGGGAAAAGCACACACAAAAGGCCACAGCGGCGCGAAUCACAUGGGGCGGGGAAAAGCUUACAUCAAAAGUACGACGGGAACGGCGGCUAGACCUAUGGCGAUGAUGUCCUUGAACGGGGAAGUAGAUACGCCCGCCGAGGCAAGACCGGCGACCCUCCUGAUGAGGUGCGGCGCCGAUAGACAGACGAUAGAGGUGACGGCGUUAGGCCGCAGCGAAAAGAGUUCAAACGGCGUUUCCAACCCUGCAAAGUACGAUUUGGUGAAGGCGAGGCUCCACACGAUGCGGCACAGCAUGUUGAUGCAGUUUGCGUAGACGAGGCCCUGGGCGCCGAGGUCCAUGACGCGCAUGAAGAAGAAGGCGGCCGAGCCAAAGGCGACGGAGAAGGCGCCCAUCCAGGCGGACUGGCGGUGGACCUGGGCCUCGGAGGCGACGGAGGCGACAAAGGACUCGGAUACGCCGUUGAGUGCGAGGAGGGGCAGGUAGUAGCAGUAGACGGCCAGGACGUCGCCUGCGCCCUCGGAGGCCCAGCGUUGGCCUGCAACGAGGGAUAGGAGCGGGGGCGCGGCGACGGGGCCGAUGCUCACGAUGAUGGAGGAGAGGAGGAUGUAGAAUUUGAGGAGGGUGUGAAGAUGCUGGCUUGCCGUGGUUGUCGCUGCUGUGUCCUUGGUGGACGGUGACGAUGUGCUCUUUGUGUCACGGGAAGAGAGCAAACGGCUGAAGUAGCUGCGGCUGCUCUCCUCGAUGGGCUGGAGGACGAGACGGGCCAGGAGGCCUCCGUAGUUGCUGGCAAGCGCGUAGACGCCCUGCGAUUUGGGUGUGGACAGGACCGAGACGAGAAAGGUGUCGCCUUGCGUGAGGACGUGCUUGACGAGGCUCUGUGCUGUCAUGCUGGAGGCUAGACUGACGGUGGGACGGUAAAAGUAGGAGGCGAGGUAGUCCUCUCCUCCGCCACUCGAUGUGGAAGCGAGGCUCUUUGGGAGGAGAGAGAAGCCAUCGGCACGAGCGAGGCGGGAUGCGGAAGCGAGAUAGACUACCAGCAGAGUUGCGCCGUAGAAGAGCUGACCGACGGCGAAGGGGAGCACGCCGAACUCUACGCCAGCUCUGGAGGCCCAAAAGGCGGUGGCAAAGGUAACGGUGCACCGGAGGAAGGUCGCGAUGGACUCGGCGGUAGCGCGGGUGCCGAAGCGUAGGCGGGUCUGCAUAAGAACGAAGCAGGGUUCCGAGAGGAGUUCAAGGAUAGCGGCCAGGGCGUAGAGGCGGAGGGCGAGGAGGAAGUUUGGCGUCUGGGCGGUGGACGAGUCGACGGAGGAGAGGUACAACCAUCCGAGCCCAAUGGUGACAAAAAAGCCUAGAAGGACGGCGAGGUAGCCCAAGUUGAUGACGGCCUGGCUUUCUCGACCUACGCGAGCUUUUGGGUCGUCAUCCUUUUUGCUGUUGGAAGAAUGAAGUGCGGCAUUGCCUUGGGUUUCCUGACGCUGGACGGCAACGCGAAGGGAUUCUCGGGCGAAGAAGAGCACCGAAAGGUAGUAGACUUCUAGUUGUGUCGAGACGCCGAGAAGGCGGGCCGUCAGGAAGCGGAGAAGAAGCUGGUUUGCAAUAAAGGUGACUGCGCGGGAGCCGAUUUGGAGGAUGAUGAGAAGGGAGGCGCCGCGGACGACAGUUUUGCUGGCGUCCGUGUUGGUAUGUACCGGGGUGGACACGGACGCAGGUUCUUUAGAAGUUGCCAUUGUUCCGUCAUCCGGUGGUUGAGUGGGUUGAGGUAGAGAAUGGCCGUUCCGAAAGGUUGUCCCCGUGAGUAUAGCGGGGUGUGACCUCGGACGGGGAUGCGGUGCGGUGCGG